Messenger RNA from Rhodotorula graminis WP1, 1051 nucleotides. RefSeq lists its product as uncharacterized. Lineage: Eukaryota; Fungi; Basidiomycota; Microbotryomycetes; Sporidiobolales; Sporidiobolaceae. Gene Ontology annotation, molecular function: S-adenosylmethionine-dependent methyltransferase activity. The record is from RefSeq and is a predicted model, not a curated record. The transcript is spliced from 9 exons. Gene Ontology annotation, biological process: mitochondrial respiratory chain complex I assembly. Gene Ontology annotation, cellular component: mitochondrion. Bases 1 to 1002 code for a protein of 333 amino acids.
AUGUCGAGCAGCACUCUCGCCCGCACCGCCCUGCGCCAACCCGUGCGCCGCUACGCCGUCCCCUCGUUCGCCCCCUCGAGCGCAUCUCCCUUCGCCGUCUUCGAUCGCGACCUCAAGCGCAACCAGCGCAACCGUGCAGCUCGCCACGUACAGCGCUCCAGGCUCACCGACUAUGUCAAGGACGACGUCGCCCAGUCCAUGGUCGACCGCCUCCUCGACAUCAAGCGGCGGUACCCUCUUGUCCUCGACGUCGGCUCGGGCCCCGGCUUCCUCGCAAAGCACCUCGACCCGGAAAUCACGCAGAAGGUCGUCAUGGUCGACGGCGCCCGGCAAAUGCUGUACCGCGACGAGGACGUCGAGACCGAGGUGCCGGUCGAGCGCGUGCACCUCGACGAGGAGGAGCUCGCGUCGCACUUUGAGGAGAACUCGCACGACUGCAUCAUGUCGUGCCUCUCGAUGCACUGGAUCAACGACUUGCCAGGGACGCUCGUGCAGAUCAAGCGCACGCUCCGACCAGACGGCGUCUUCAUCGGGUCCAUGCUCGGCGGCGACACCCUCUUUGAGCUGCGAACAUCGCUGCAGCUCGCCGAGCUCGAGCGAGAAGGCGGUAUCUCGCCCCGGAUCUCGCCCAUGACCGACUCUCAAUCCGUCACGUCGCUCCUGAACCGCGCCGGGUUCGCCCUCUCGACGGUCGACGUCGACGAGGUGCAGAUCGCGUACCCGUCGAUCCACGAGCUCGUCGACGACCUCAAGUGGAUGGGCGAGGGCAACGCCGUCGUGAACCGCCGGCGGACCCUGAGCCCCGAGACGCUGCUCGCCGCGGGCGAGAUCUACAAGGAGCUGCACGGCCUCGAGGACGGCUCGAUCCCGGCCACGUUCCAGAUCAUGCACAUGAUCGGCUGGAAGCCCGACCCGUCGCAGCCCAAGCCGGCAAAGCGUGGCUCGGGGUCGACCAACCUCGCCGACGUCAUUGGCGACGAGGGCGCGACGCCGCUCAAGUAGAGAAGAGCAGCGCAACGAGGAGCGAGGGACUGAAAAAGCUGUCGCGAGC